Messenger RNA from Cyclopterus lumpus (lumpfish), 1284 nucleotides. RefSeq names its product torsin-1B-like. Bases 637 to 1266 code for a protein of 209 amino acids. NCBI's taxonomy places the organism in Eukaryota, Metazoa, Chordata, Actinopteri, Perciformes, Cyclopteridae. Gene Ontology annotation, biological process: protein localization to nucleus; nuclear membrane organization. Gene Ontology annotation, molecular function: kinesin binding; ATP hydrolysis activity; ATP binding. The transcript has 3 exons. The record is from RefSeq and is a predicted model, not a curated record. Gene Ontology annotation, cellular component: nuclear envelope; endoplasmic reticulum lumen.
AUUUCAACAGGACAGGUAACGCCCUCGCGGUUAACUAACGGACGUUAAAGUUAGCUAGUUAACGGUUUAACGUUCUAGUUAGCUUAGCUAGUUAACGGUCCAACGUUGUAGUUAGCUUAGCUAGUUAACGGUUCAACGUUGUAGUUAGCGCAGCUAGUUAACGGUUCAACGUUGUAGUUAGCGCAGCUAGUUAACGGUUCAACGUUGUAGUUAGCGCAGCUAGUUAACGGUUCAACGUUGUAGUUAGCGUAGCUAGUUAACGGUUCAACGUUGUAGUUAGCGUAGCUAGUUAACGGUUCAACGUUGUAGUUAGCGUAGCUAGUUAACAGUUCAACGUCAGCCGCACGCGAGGUAACGUUAGCUAGACGAGUGCCUGCAUUGCACACGCGUAUAAACAGCCAGUUGUAAUGCUUUUAUUUUGUAUAUUUUAUUUUGUUGUUGUCCGUUCAAACUUGACCAACAUUUCAAUGUAUGUUGUGUUGAACAUAGCUCGUCCGUCGCGUGUUUAUGACGUAUGCGGAAGUCCGCCGUUGCAAGCUAGCUCGUUCGGCGCAGAUCGGCGGCGCGGUGGCGUUAUGGUCGUAUUUUUUAAUAAAACCGUAAACUACUACCGGGGGAAAUUAGACCGAUUCGACGAUGAACGCGACGCGCUUGUUUUUGUUGCUGCAUGUUUUCCUGUCGGCCGCCGUGCUCGUGCACGCGUUUGAUCCGAUCACGACGACGACGGUGAUCGGCAUCGGCUUGGCGUCUCUGGGCCGGACGAUCUACAAGUAUUUACACGAGAGUUGCGGUCCGAACUGGAUCGCCUUCAACGCGACAGGUCUCCAGGUGGACCUGGAAGCCAAGCUGUUUGGACAGCACAUCGCGUCACGCAUCAUCCUGAAAGCCGUGACCGGAUUCAUGGCCAACGACAACCCGAAGAAGCCUCUGGUGCUCUCUCUGCACGGGUGGACCGGCACCGGGAAGAACUUCGUUAGUCACAUGAUCGCCAACAACAUUUACAAAGAGGGAAUGGACAGCAGCUUCGUUCACAUGUUCACAGCUGAAUUUCACUUCCCACAUUUGAGUCAAAUCGACACCUACAAGGCUCAGCUACAGCAGUGGAUCAAAGGCAAUGUCUCCAACUGUGCACAAUCCAUGUUCAUCUUUGAUGAGAUGGACAAGAUGCAUCCUGGCUUGAUUGACAGCAUAAAGCCGUACCUGGAAUACUACGAAAGUCUGGAUGGAGUUUCCUAUCGGAAAGCCAUCUUCAUCUUCCUCAGGUGAAAAGAGGAAAGCCUUCCA